Messenger RNA from Iphiclides podalirius (scarce swallowtail), 297 nucleotides. The record is from the annotation of a GenBank genome assembly. NCBI's taxonomy places the organism in Eukaryota, Metazoa, Arthropoda, Insecta, Lepidoptera, Papilionidae.
AUGCGUCGUAUCUUUCUCGUGGAUCGCAGCUUGUGGGCCGCAUUACAGGGUCGUAAUGAAGACCGGGAAUUGCCCAGGCGGCCGGCGCCAGUGGCGCGCUCGUCACUCGGCCGUCAAAGGCACGCUAAUGAGGGCGGGAAUAAGAAAUUAAAACGCUCCACGCAGUACUGCACCAUUAACCUAGAUUGCACUGCACUCCUCAUUAAACCCUCUUUUCUAGCGGCCUUCUCUAUCGCCGACGAAAGUUUCUCAGAUCGGGCGGCGAUUUGCGGAUUAAGGACAUCCGAGCAUGGAGCC